Messenger RNA from Erigeron canadensis, 2321 nucleotides. RefSeq lists its product as uncharacterized. Bases 93 to 2144 code for a protein of 683 amino acids. Lineage: Eukaryota; Viridiplantae; Streptophyta; Magnoliopsida; Asterales; Asteraceae. The record is from RefSeq and is a predicted model, not a curated record. The transcript has 13 exons.
CAUCACAAACACAACCCCAUUCCAUCAUCCACAAAAUUUUUACACAUGCGCAUUUACUCACCCCAAAAAUUCACCAUUCUCUUUGCUCUCCAAUGCCAGGAUCCAUUCAUGUUUCAGUUGUCGACUUGAAGGAGCUUCCACCUUCAUCAAGUUUUGUCAAGGUUUCAUUGGGGAAAGUUGAGCAUGAAGCUAGAGAAAAUGAGACAUUUUCUUUCCCUUUGACAAAUUUGAGAGAUAAUUUGAUCAUCACAAUUCAAGAUGCAGACGGGAACCAAGUGUCGCAUUCAGGUGUCACAACUAUGUUGAUAAUUGAAAAAGGUACAUGGGAUGAUGUGUUUCCCAUUCAAGGAGGUGGACUUAUACGUAUGAAGUUGGAGUUUGUUCUUAGUGAUGAGGAGAGGAACCGAAUUCGUUUGAUGAGAGAAUCUGCAAUGAAGAAGAAGGAAGCUGAAAUUCUUAGUAGCAGGCUAAGAAAUGCAGAUAGUGCCCAAAUUCUUGCAUCCUCUUUGCGCAGACAUGAGGUCUCAGAUGUUUUAAGGGCUAAGUCUUCUGAAGAUUUCCAAAAAAGCAGUUUCAAUAAUGCUGCUGCAAAAAACGGUCUAUCAACCUCUAUCGAUCCUUCCGUUAAGGUUUUAAAAUCUAGUGAUGGGAUAGAAGAAGAAUCUUUCCAGAGGCAAUUAUUUACAAAUGCUACAGAUAGGAAGGAUGAGACUUCAUCCUCUCUCUUGACAGAACGGACUGAUUCACCAACAGCCUCAGCAAAUAAGAACAAAGCUGCAGAACCAAAUACUUCUGCUAAUUUUUCUAAGAAGAUAUCUGAGCAGAAUCAUGAAUACAAAAGUAUAAGUGAGAGCACAUCUACUCCUUUGUUACAAGAGACCCAAGCUAGUUCAAACAAGAACAAUGAGAUUCAGUUAGAAUUGCCGGAAAUACCCAAGAUUUCUUUAGAAGGGGAUCAAGUAGCAACUGUAGAAGCUAUCGAUUCUCUCAAUCUCAUGAAGAAGAAUAAUUCAGCCAAAUCAAGCUUGGACCAUGAUAUGGGAAAACAAAGCAAAAGUUCUCCUAUCUUACAAGAAAACGCAACGAAACCAAUAACAAGCGGCAAGAAUCAAUCACAACAAGCGGAUGUAUCCACAAGCUUUCAUGGUUCAUCUGCUCAUGAUGUGGGAUCUUCAAGAUCAACUAUAGCUGAAAAGAUUAAAUCUUUUUCCCCUAAGCUUAUAGAUGAACCGGAUAAGCAGGGCUCAUCAGAAAAAACUCCGCGCAAUAUUAAGAAGAUGAUUAGUGUAUUUGAAAGUAGCGUGUCUCAGGAUAGAGUACCUCUUAAGCCUUUAGGUACAAAACCAUACAGAGCUGGAACCUUACGUUCAUUAAACGAUAUGUUGAUAAAGGAUUAUAAUGAGAAGUCUGAAUCUAGCCUCAAGAACUCAGAAACAUUGAGUCGAACCAGACUCAGAACUUCUUUUAGUACAGGGGAUCUGAGAAAAAACCUCUCAAGCAUCAUAACAAAAGAAGACCAGGAUGCUUCUAACAACAGUUUUGUAGAACCAAGUGAAACGAAUAUGCAAUUGAACAAGAAUGAUCCAGAGGGAAAAGUAAAAUUGCCAAAAGAUUCUGUAGUGGCCACAGAUAGAAAUGUAACUGUAAAUAAUGAAGAGAAGACUGCUUUCACGGAAACUAACACAAAUAGUGUACAAAAUUCAUGUGAAGAAGAUGCUGCGACUUCAGGAAGAAUGUCUCCAGCCCAUGGUGAUACAGGAAGGAGCCUAUUAGGUGGUCGCAAAAUCGGAGAAAUAGGCCAUGAAGAAAAAAUUGUUGCAUCUAAACCUCAAGUUGUCAUGAAAGAUGAGGUGGAUCAUGGAGGUGCUGAGGUUUUGAACCAAGGUGAAAAUAUGGCUCAUAUUUCAGAAAAUAUGAGUCCUACGAUCGAAGAUGAAGAGGCUUAUAAUGGAUCGCUUGGACAGGCAAUCAAAAUUGCACUUGUGAUAGGAUUUGGUGUCCUAGUUCUGCUUUUCCGACAAAGAGAACCUGGAAAAAGCAAGAAAAAGGAAAAUACCCAUGCGUUAAAGAAUCAAGUGUUCAUGAAUAAACGAGGAUCACUCGAAGAACAACGCAGGAAGAUUGGUACUUUGAAGUUAUCUUAAUUGGAUAUCUUCAACUGUCACACAAUAAAUUAUGGGUCAAAAGUUAGAAUAUAUGCAGAAUUCUUUCGGAAAAUGUAUUAAACGGGAGGCGGAUAUUUGCUCAUCAUCAAUUGAUCAUAGCAUCUGAUGUAAUAUUUCUCUUGAUGCUAUUUCGAUUAUUAUUAUUUUUUGUGUCAA